Hippocampus comes (tiger tail seahorse) is the source of this 2792-nucleotide messenger RNA. It is a transcript of the gene lrrc52, whose product is annotated as leucine rich repeat containing 52. The record is from RefSeq and is a predicted model, not a curated record. NCBI's taxonomy places the organism in Eukaryota, Metazoa, Chordata, Actinopteri, Syngnathiformes, Syngnathidae. Gene Ontology annotation, molecular function: transmembrane transporter binding; potassium channel activator activity; voltage-gated potassium channel activity. Bases 565 to 1527 code for a protein of 320 amino acids. The transcript is spliced from 3 exons. Gene Ontology annotation, cellular component: voltage-gated potassium channel complex.
AGAGAGAGCGAGUGUCGUACUUCAUUUAAGUUUAGUCGGUCUUGUGCAUGCCUGAACACCUGAUUACGUCAGUCCUACAAUUAUCCCUUCAAACAUACGCACACACACACACACACACACACGCACACUGGUGGUCACGUGCAUAAGCGCUCAGAGAGGCAGCUCGCACUCAGGAGCAUCAGUAGUGCACGGAGCCGAGCAGUGGGAAGGACGCAUCGCGCAGCUUGCGUCCUCUAUCGAAGAGAAGUGGCGCUCAGCAGGAGGGAAAAGACGGCUCAUCCCGGAUCGGGAGAAGUAUGCGCGGGUCAUCCCUUCGGCUCAGGAACCGACGCCCUCGUCAUGCACUCAGCCGGGGACAACUAAGUCACCAGCAUGAGUCACCGCGGGGGUGAUUCAGUGGCUCGGUGGGGCAAAGUCCACUAAGCUCGCCCACCGGGGGGUCGCCAGUCUGGAAAUAACUAACUAGGGGAGGCUGGAUCCCGACAAGUUGGAUCCCGAGAGCCUGGCCGGGAUGACCAGGGGUGGCGUCCCCGCUCCGUGACGCUCCGGGCUCAGGCCCCCGUCAUGCGUGUCCCCCGCCAGCCCGGCGUCCACUCCCUGCGGCUCCUGUCCCUCUUGGUCUACGUGAUGGGGGCGGCCCCCUCGCCGGCUCUGACGGCCGGCUGCCCCGACAGGUGCGUGUGCGAUGACCAGCUGGUGGUCCAGUGCGCGGGCCGGGAGCUGACCCAAUUCCCCGCCGAUCUUCCCCUGGCCACCCGGCAGCUCAUCAUCUCCAACAACCGUAUUGGGGAACUGCCGGCAUUGCAGCUCAACUACCUGUCUGACCUGGUCUACCUGGACUGCAGCAACAACUCCCUUGCGGAGAUCUCAGAGUCCACCUUCGGGAACCUGCACAAGUUGGCCUACCUGGACCUGUCCUUCAACGCACUGCUGCAGAUCGAUGAGCGGACUUUUGGGCCUCUGGGAUCGCUGGUCAUGCUGCGCUUGACGGACAACCCGGGUCUCAGGGAGAUCCACGCCGACGCCUUCGCCGAGAACGCGGCACUGCAGGUCCUGGACGUGAGCCGGAACAACCUGAGCGCCUUCAACGUUAGCGGUCUGAUCGGAUUGCCGGCCCUCAGGUCGGUGGGACUCAGCGGGAACCCUUGGAAGUGCGACUGCGACACAGAGGACCUCUGCCUUUGGGUCCAGAUCGAGAACUUCAAGUUCCAAGACGAGGGCCAAACGGUGUGCCAGAGCCCGGCCGAGCUGACGGGACGGCGUUUGGCCGAGCUGGGCAUGCAGCUGCGCGCGGACUGCCACCAGGGCCUGGGCUACUGGGACUACCUCUUCUUCGUGGCCAUCGGCUUCGUCAUCUUCUCGGCGGGCACGGUGUCGGCGUGGGUGAUGGGCGUGCUCAUGGUGCUGUACGAGCGCUACAGCAAACGCAAGAGCGAGGAGCUGGACAGCGACGACGAAGAUGGCAGGGGGGGCGGCGGGGGCAAGCAGGGAAACGGAGACGUGAGCAAGCCUGGCGUGCAGGUCUGAUGCCGCCGUUGACUCUGAGACCAAAGACUUCCAUCUGUGGAUUUUGGCUGUGCUCGGAAUCACUCUCUACCCGCUGUAUUGUGCUCUAAAAAGCGAGUUUGCCAUUUGGCCAUGUUGGUCAAAAUGUCUAGCAAGUGUAGGUUAUAUCCCACAAUGCAUCAGGAAAAGGAGUGGUCACUAGAAAUGGCCAAGCAAUUGCAAAAAUCCAGGAAUAAUUGACCCCUGUAUACGUUUUAUAUUGUCCUACAGUUGCCUCCAAAAGACACAAAAUGGUGGCAAAGGACUGCCUUUGGCCAAAUGAAAUUCCUCAACUCACUUUAACAGCUCCUUCCCAAGAUGCCACCAGAUGGUGCUACAGCACUUAAAACAGAGGCGAUCAUAAAGCAUCAACAUCACGCAUCGUGCAAAUACUUGCACACAAUCAUGAACCCAUGUUACAUAAUUGACUGUAUUCAGAAAUUAAAUUACACACGUCAACAAAAUUUCACAACUUUUUUUUUUCCCAUCAGAGAUGCAAGUAAACUUUUCUAACUGAUUUCUUGUGCUGAUCCUGAAGAUACCCUUCAGGUUUUCGUCACAAUAAUAAUAAUAAUAAUAAUAUGUAGUCAUAUUUAUGAAUUCAAGGUUAGGUUGAGCAAUAGGAGGAAUUUAUUUGAUGAAAUGUCACAGCUAUAAAUUACACCGUAUGGCACAAGCUUGUAUAGGUCAAAAUUAAAAACAACAAAAACACAAAAAAAAAAAACCCCUCACGAUAAUCUGCAAAUAAUUGUCGCUCCUCCAAAAAGGCUUACAAUUGCCUACAUAUGCCACAAGAUGUCAGAAAGUCACUACUUUUAAACAGGACUUGGCCUCAGCUAAAAACAGCAAAUAGGUGAGUUUUACAGCGAAUAAGGGAUGAUAGGUUAUAAAAAAAAUAAUGAAUAAAUUACAUCUGAGAAAAUUCAAGGGAACACUGAAUGGUGAUUCGGGAGCAACUGAAUGAUUCCGAACACAGCCUCAUACUGUUAACAUAUUAAUCAACACAAGGACAGAAUGUGUGUGUGUGUGUGUGUUCAACUGUGUGUGCGUGCGUGUGUGUGUGUGUGUAAAACAAACGUUUAACUAUAUGCCUUUACCUCGAGAAUAGGGAUUGCUUUCAAGAUUAUUGAGAGCACUAACCCACAGCACAAACACCAUCUCUUGGGAAUUUAGUAGGAUUUUCGACAAAAUAACAAACCCCAAAAACUAAAUUAAACCCUAAAGCACUAACACUUUUUAAAUUACUU